Molecule: messenger RNA, 889 nt
Organism: Mercenaria mercenaria
Lineage: Eukaryota; Metazoa; Mollusca; Bivalvia; Venerida; Veneridae
Product: BTB/POZ domain-containing protein 2-like
Exons: 4
Coding region: 104-889 (261 amino acids)
Biological process (GO): neurogenesis
Cellular component (GO): cytosol; P-body
Molecular function (GO): protein binding
Source: RefSeq, a predicted model, not a curated record
CGGAUUGAAGGUAAAGGUAAUUUAUAUUAAACAGUAAACUGAUUUAAACUUGAAAAAGAAAUUUAACCAGCUCGGAUUGAAAAUUAAGCUAAAAAAUAUCGAAAUGGCCCGAAGUAAUGUACGAGAAGAAACUUCAUCCGACUUUGUGGAAUCAUUCAGGACCACUGGAUUGGGAAGUGCAAGCCCCGACUGGAGAGAUACAAAGACAGCGAGUCAAUGUUUAGAUCACCUGUGUUUAUCUAAACAUCUCUCUGAUGUCACUUUGAGAUUCAGUAAAGAGCCAUCGGUGAAGCUUCCAGCGCACAAGUUCGUCUUGAGCAUGCGCAGCAGGGUAUUCGAGGCCAUGUUUAACGAAAAUAAAGGUUUUCCUGACAGUACAGUGACGAUUGAUGAUGUAGAGUCUAAAACCAUGCGGGUGCUUAUCAGGUUUAUGUAUACUGACAAGUCCGACAUUGAUGGUAAAAAUGUCUUAAAAUGCCUGCAAGCUGCUAAGCAAUACGCUAUUGCAGGGCUCGUAGCCAACUGUUCUACGUUUCUGGAAAAAAACAUAAGCACCGGGAAUGUUUGUACGAUUCAUGAACAAGCCAUAUAUUACAAAAUGAAGGAACUGCAAACGAAAUGCUUUGAAUUCAUGUUAGAGAAUGCGAGCGAUGUUUUCAUGUCUGAUGGUUUUCGGAUUAUUUCGAAAGCUACAUUAGUUAGCUUGUUAAAGAGCGACGACUUGGCCGAAGACGAAGAGAACAUCUUUACUGCUGCAUCAACUUGGGCAGAAGCUAAGUGUAUUUCAAAUAAACUGGACGUGACUCCCGACAACAAGCGCAGAUGUCUCGGGGAAGCGCUUAAUGAAAUACGGUUUCCAAUCAUGUGUAUAGAAAAUUUUGCAAAGUGA